Messenger RNA from Seminavis robusta, 4836 nucleotides. The record is from the annotation of a GenBank genome assembly. Lineage: Eukaryota; Bacillariophyta; Bacillariophyceae; Naviculales; Naviculaceae.
AUUUGCUUAAAGAGAUGUACCACGGAGAUUACGAAUACUUAAUAAUGAGCAAUCACGAAUGAUUAGAAGGUGGACUUAAGUUGUCGAAAUAUGCCCUGCCGGUUUACAGGAAUUGCCGUAGAGUUCCUACGGGACAAAAUGCGAUGUACUUUGGCCUUGCGGCGCCCACUUUUUGCUUGGGUUUGACCGUGGGCGGCAUUGGUACCGUAGGGGAGCUACUGUACCGGUACAUGUAUGUGUUGGUCUCAACCUGUCUCUCAGCUCUCAGCAUGAAGGCGGGUUUAGGUACUUUGAUCGCUACUUUAGUACAAAGUCUACAUCAUCAGUUGAGGCCUACAUUACGAGUGCGAGUAGCAGGGGCUAUGUUCUCGAGGCUGUCCAGGUGGGAUGGGCGUGAAAGAUCCGGAAGAGCGAUCCAGGCAGUAUCUUUCAUUUGGUGCUAACCGGUCUGUUCGUGUUCCUGUCAGCAUUGGUUUCGAAAAAGUUUAGUUUUGCAUCCUCCCUUCGAAAGCUCACAAAUUGCAAAUCCUGCAAGCUAGAAACCAAUCUAGCUUUCAGCAAACCAAAGCAAACCAAAGCAAACUCAUCGAAACCGCCUUUUGCAACCAUGAAGUUGACUUUCGCCGCCGCCUUCGCCGUGGUCUCUGCCGGACUCGUUUCGGCCGGCCGCCUGGGAGGACCAAGUGCCUCCAUUCAAGCCACCAAGAAGUCCGCCGCCACUCCGUCGUCUUCUGCCUUCACGCUCAAGCUCGAGCAAAACCACCGUCACCUCUCCACCUUUGGAAGUUGUGCCAACCCGGAUACCGACACGUACAACUACGCGACCCUGGUCGACGGUGCAGGAUUCACUGAUUUGUCCACUCGACUCACCAUUGAUCAAAUCCUGGACCCCAGCGAGUUUACUGGCUUCAUUACUAUCCCCAUGUUCAAUGGUGGAAAGAACAAUGACGGCACCACCCCCCAAGUCGCUGAGGCAAAGUUGGCCUAUGACUGCGCAGCCAAAAAGCUCUGUGUUUCUGCCUACUUGACACAAUGCUACCUUGACGGCAAUGCCGCUUGUGAUGAUGGAAGUGGUAAUGCUAACGGUCCCGACUAUGUUAUUCAAAGCGAUUCAGACUCUUGGAUUUCCUUUGGAAGUGGAAAUGUCAAGCUCUUUGGUGUCACAUACCUCAUGGACGGCGUUGAUACCAUUGGUUGGGAGGCUUGUUGGACCUUGGAACCAUCCGAUAACCCUAAUAAGCUUGGCCCCUUGGAGUUUAUCGAAUCAGGAGACUGGGCAACUGAAAUCCACUUUAAUCGUGUAAAUGAAAACGGGAACACCAACACCAUUUCCACGGGCAAAGCAACCGGUUCACCUCCUGGAAAACCUCAGAAGAUCUGUGGUGAAUGCCCGGAUUGCACCCCUCCCUCUGACCCUGUUCCUCCAGUCUGCAUGAGAAACGAUUGUGACGGCAACCAUGUGGCCGACCCAACGAUGGAUGGACAAGACUGUGACCCCACACUUGCACUUAACCCCCCUGGCACUGUUGAAGCAUGUGGAGUGUACCAGUGCAGUGCCGGCAAUUGCGUAAAGGCUACGGACAAGGCUGAUGGUGACUCAUGCAUUGCCGAUGAUGGCUCCACCUACACUUGCUGCGGAAAUUUAUGUGUCGAUGAUGGCACCUACUCAACGCUUUGUGGUGGCGACACCUGCCCCACUACCUGUGAGGACCCUAUCCUUAGUCCGGCUCCUGGACCUGCCUCUGAUCCUUCGCAGCCUGUUGCCAUUUCGGGAUGCUCCUUCGACGCUGUCAUCACGGACACUACUAGGACAUCAUCAGAUUGCAAGGGAGCCACAUCCAAUCUUGAGGGCACAUUGACAACCCCACCAAAUGGCGAUGUUUGUGGACAAUACAUGCUGACUUGGACUCCAGGCCCGGACUGUACCAUGGAGGACUCCCCAUCCUCAUCAGUCACCUAUGAGUUGUCCUACCCAGGCUUGCCCACGUUGAACAUGCCAAGUGACUACGAUGCUUCCUGCUCCGACAACGACUUUGGCUCUCCAACUGCCUCGGACUCGUGCGGUGCUGACCUUACUCCCAUUCUUUCUGUGCAAACUCAAGAUGGCUCUGACUCGUGCGAUUCCACUACACUACGCACCUACACUGUGACGGAUGCUUGUGGUCAAACCGAGACUAAGACUCAAACUAUCAGAGUGCGAGACACUGAAGCCCCAACCGAUGUGACUGUAGCAGAUUACACUGCUGAGUGCAGCUCGGGCAAUGGACUUCCGGCGGAUUCAAGUGCUUUUCCUACUACUACCACUGGUUCAGCCUCUGCUUCCGAUAAUUGCAAUGCCGAAAGCAUCACUUAUUCAUUCACAGAAAGCGCAGGAGCCUAUGAUGAUCCCAAAUGCCAGUAUUCUUUCACUCGAACCUGGAGUGCUGAUGAUGGUUGCGGCAAUGUCAAUCAGGAUGCUGUAACUCAGACGAUUACCAUUGAGGAUACUCAGCCACCGACAGUAUCUGCCCCAGCCGACGUUUCCUUGAAGUGCCAUGCCACCAACCUUGACACAUCUCCAACCGACAGUGGAACCGGUGUGGCCACAGCCUGGGAUGCCUGCUCUGCCGUGGAUGCCCUUACCAUUACCCCCGUUGACACCACAAUUUCAGGCAGCUGCGACGGAAACUACACCAUUCAACGCUCUUGGGCGAGCACAGACGAGUGCGAAAGGACCUCCACAGCAGUGAAUCAAAUCAUUACUGUUUCGGAUUCCGAUGCUCCCAAAAUGAGCGUUCCUGCUGAUGGCGAGCAGCAGUGUGGAGCACCAGCGGUUGAUUUUGGUACUGCAACAGCACAAGACGACUGUGAUGGGCCCAUUCCUGCCGGUAGUAUUUCCUCUAGUGAUACGGUACAACCCCAAGCUUGCACUGAUGGAGUUUUGAAGACAACCACUCGCACUUGGACAGCAGUUGACGAGUGUGGCAACUCCGUCAAGAAAGACCAAAUCAUCCUUGAGGUCGAUACGGUUAACCCAACUAUUGAUAUGACGAGCGCACCCAAUGUCGAACAGCAGUGCGGUGCCCCCCUCCAGCCUGUUGGAGCGGCAACAGGCUCAGAUGACUGUGAUGUCAAUGUUGAUGUUACCGUGUCUGAAGAUUUCGCUGACACAUUUGGAACGUGCGGUGUGGAUAAGAUCAUCAACACGACUGUAAAGACUUGGACCGUGACGGACGAUUGCUCCAAUUCGAUCUCGGCAGUUCAAACCAUUACUGUUGUGGACAAGGUGGCUCCCGAACUCACUGUGCCGGGUGAUGUCCAACAGGAAUGUGGCGGACGUUUUGUGCCUACUGGCAGUGCGAGUGCGACGGAUACAUGCACCGUCCCGACGGUUACCAGCGAUUCCAACAUUGCUCGCGAUGACGGAACUUGUGUUGAUAAUGUCACCAAGAUCGAGACCAUCACAUUUACUGCCACCGAUGCCUGUGGUAAUGCUGAAUCCAAGGACCAAGUCAUUACGACAAAGGAUACCACUCCACCGGCCCUCACUAUGCCUGGCAAUGUUGUGAUUGAAUGCAAUGAUCCCAAUGCCAGUACCGACCCAAGCUACACCGGCACCGCAACCGCCUGGGAUGCCUGUUGGGGUGAUCUGGCUGCUACGUCCUAUGAUAGGGAUACCAGCCCGUCUUCGUGUGAUGCUGACAAAGUGAUUUCUUCAAUCGACAGAGACUGGUCGAGCACAGACACUUGCGGCCUGACCCGCACCCUAACCCAAGAGAUCAAGACUAUCGAUACGCUUGCCCCAGAAUUGGAAAACGGCCCUGCUUCUGAGGCUAGUUUCCCCUGCAACAGUGACUGUGUCGUCGAUGGUUAUGUUGUUGAAACUGCGGAAUGUGCUGGUGCCCCACCAACUGCGGCCGAUCAGUGCGAAGGUGCCAUCACUGUGACCAAAUCCGACUCGCCCAAGACUGACACACUAGAUCCCCCAGGCGUGGAAUACACCCGUACCUAUUCGGCUAUCGACUCUUGCGGCAACUCGGUGGAGCAAACGCAGACGAUCAGUAUUGUGGAUAUUUGCGAGUUCCCAAUUUCGGACGCAUUUUCGGGUCUUGGAAUCAAUGUGAUGGUGUCGAUUGUCAACAUCGCGGGUGGAGUGAACAUUACGAUCGACGUGGAAGAUGAUAACUUGGUAGGAGAUCUCCGCGGUGUGUUCUUCAAGGUGUAUGAUGUGAGCAAGAUCACUGGAAUCUCGGGACCUCAUGUUGGAGACAUGCAGAUUGAUGCCAACGGAGUGACCAAGGUUAGCAAUGACGUGCGAAUGACGGGAGGCGGCAACACUCAGCCACAAUCUUACAACGUGGGAGUGGAGAUUGGAACUCGUGGGCUCCGCCAGGAUGACAUUGAUUUGACCUACUUUGUCGUGAGUGGAAUCACUACCGACGACAUUGACGACACCCAGCAAGAGACUGGAACGUUCGGAAUCCGUUUGACCUCGGUUGGAACAGGCGGCAACGAUCGCGAAGACUCCAGCAAGAUCACGGGCAACGCUGUUUGUUGCCGUGCCUAAGCAAUCAGAUCAAUGGAGUCAUGAUAUCGGAUGGACACAGAGAAAGAAACUAUGACAUACAUACACUCUAUUCAAGGAGUACAUACACAACACACACACCAGGAAACCACGAAGUAUACACAAGAACAAGAAACGAUUGACCACGACAUCGCGCUGCAGGCUGCCUCGGUUGAAUGGAGGAACUUAGCUAGCGCUGUUUAAUGCCUUAGGAAGUCUGGUUAUAUAUUUUGUUGGAACUUUGUAGCCACUUUUAAAAUAGCUAGCUCGCUCUUGUCUUUUCUCUGAACGAC